UCGUUGUGUACUGUUCUAGGUUUUUUGCUUAAGAUCAAAACCUACUGGGAUUUAUCUCAACCAUAAACUUCAUGCUCUGUGCGUCGUGCAUGCGAGGUUGUGACUUUGAAGCUUGAUGUAUUCGUGGCAAACAUUGUGUUGAAACCGUCAAUCGUAAUCUUGUAUUGACUUUGAUGAUUUGUUAGAGGUUCCUGCUCUGUUUAGUCACUAGCAGCGUCGUCAGGGUUUGUGCUUAUUUUGGACUUGAAUUAAAUAUUGGAAUUGAUCGAAGCACAAAAGGCUAUAGGAGUUAAUGGGAAAAAUACAUUUGGGAAUUUUUGCUAGAGUGGAAAGAUAUAGCAAAGACCAAAGGGCAAGUCCUACCGAUGAAGAAUGCUGGUUUACAAAAAACUCGCCAAGGAUUGAUUUCCUGGAGAAACAAAAAAAAACGAGGCUAAUUUCACAGACUGUUUAUCGCUCAGUACCUGGCUUUAAGUUAAAGGAAACUGAUUAUUUACGCCCUAUGACAGGCAAGGAGUCAAUUAAGCGUCAACACUUUAAGAAAUUACUUCCUAAAAAAAUAGUCUUCCAAAAGCUUCCUUUGUCAUUGCUCAAGACAGCUCAAGGCCAUCCUAUGUUGGUGGAGUUGAAGAAUGGGGAAACAUACAAUGGACAUUUAGUGAACUGUGACACAUGGAUGAACAUACAUCUAAGAGAAGUCAUAUGUACAUCUAAGGAUGGUGAUCGUUUUUGGCGAAUGCCUGAGUGUUACAUCCGUGGGAACACUAUCAAAUAUCUACGAGUACCUGAUGAGGUUAUUGACAAAGUUCAAGAAGAAACGAUUAGACGUAUAGAUAGAAAACCUGUUAUUGCUAAUCGGGGAAGAGGAAGAGGAAGAAAUGAGGAAGGUGGUGGUCGAGGACCAACAAAAACUGGAGGUCGAGGAGCCCCAGAAGAAGGGGGAGGUAGGGGUGGACGUGCUAGAGGAGGUGGAAGGGGAGGAACUGGAAGAGGGGGUGCCCGUGGCCGUACGUGACACUUUUUUUUAUCAGUGUGAAAGCAACUUUGAACAAUGUUCUUUGAUUCAAUUUGCUGGAUGUGUUGAUCUUUUUUAAGAAAUUUGUACAAUUACGUUCUAUGGUCUUGCUAACCUGGCUCCUUGUUUUGCAUGGCUAAGUAUUUUGGAUGCCAUAAGCUAGUGAUGAGUUUUUCUAGACUUAAUUGUGUUGGUGCUUUCUGUAGGCAUUAUUAGAACUCAGGGAAUUUCUGCGAGAUAUGUAUAUCACAUGUAAAUACCUAUUGAAGAUUUUAAGACUUGGUUAAGUAUGUCUUGAUUAAUUCGAUAAGAGACGAGUAUUGAUUAAAUCAAUGAGAGAUGAGUACAACUUGUCUGUUUUGAUAUCAA
Cryptomeria japonica (Japanese cedar) is the source of this 1384-nucleotide messenger RNA. Its product is annotated as sm-like protein LSM4. Gene Ontology annotation, molecular function: U6 snRNA binding. Gene Ontology annotation, biological process: nuclear-transcribed mRNA catabolic process; spliceosomal snRNP assembly; mRNA splicing, via spliceosome. Gene Ontology annotation, cellular component: spliceosomal tri-snRNP complex; U6 snRNP; P-body. NCBI's taxonomy places the organism in Eukaryota, Viridiplantae, Streptophyta, Pinopsida, Cupressales, Cupressaceae. Bases 293 to 1015 code for a protein of 240 amino acids. The transcript has 7 exons. The record is from RefSeq and is a predicted model, not a curated record.